UGCAGACGUACACGGGUGAGACGCUGCAUCUGAGCCGGGUGACGAGGGCGGAGAUGGGCGUCUACCUCUGCAUCGCCAACAACGGCAUUCCGCCGCUGGUCAGCAAGAGGACCCUGGUCUCCGUACACUUCCCUCCGUCAGUACAGGUGACCAAUGGUCUGGUCGGGACGCCGCUGGGCAGCGAGAUCUCCAUAACCUGCCGCAUAGAGGCUUCUCCGCGGCCCGUAUACUACUGGGCCACGGGUGACGGAGGGAUACUGCUGACGGGCGCGAGGUACCGUGUGCGGGAGGACCGCCAGCCGCCCUACAGUUACCGUGUGACGCUGGAGAUCAGCGGCGUCAACAAUGACGACUUUCGGCCGUACGCGUGCGUGGCCAAGAACGCUGUGGGCGAGGCAGAGGACACGGUGCAGCUACACCGGAUUGAGGUGCCAGCGCGGCCGCCGCCCAGGGCGUCAGCCGACGCGCAGAGCCGGUCGGAGGCGCACUGUCGGCUGUAA
Messenger RNA from Pollicipes pollicipes, 500 nucleotides. RefSeq names its product lachesin. The record is from RefSeq and is a predicted model, not a curated record. Gene Ontology annotation, cellular component: neuron projection. NCBI's taxonomy places the organism in Eukaryota, Metazoa, Arthropoda, Thecostraca, Pollicipedomorpha, Pollicipedidae.